CGGUUUUGUUUCCCGUUGUUUUCCUCUGGGCCGCAUUUCGAGGUGAAGACCUAUACACUUCUGUUGUUUUUCCUUUAUGAAUUUAUUGUCUUUGUAUUAUUCUGAAACUUUUUUUUUUAAGUAAAACGAAACCAUAUUUUUUGUUGACUUUCAAAACAAGUCUCAGAGUGAGUUUUUCCUAGAAGUAUCUUAAUUUUAUGGUAGUUUAGAUAUUUAUACUAAGCAAAAGCCCAAUGAAACAGACCCAGGACUGAACUGCAUCGGACACCGCUGAGGACCCUGAAACAACUUCUAACAGCUUUGACCUACAGGUUCAGGCACGAUGAACAGCAUUGUUCCCAAGAGCAAAACUAAAGGCACUGACUUUUGUGGAAUGGGCGACUGGAAUUAUUAUAUAAUCCGCUCAGAUCUCGGCUGCUUUAUGCAGUCAAAUAAUUUAAAUAGAGGUUAUAACGUCUCUAUUUUCAGUCUGCACCCUUCCUGCCAAAAUGGAGACUAUUACAUUGGCGAUUGGAAUGGCAACUUUUACAUCAUCAAGGGCAAUUCCUACCGCAGAGUUAAGAACCUGACGACGGACAGCGAUGCUGAAGUUUUCACUCUUCAUCCCAACUGCCAGGGUGGAGACCACUAUCUUGCAACCACUAAGUAUUUUUACAUCAUCUUCCAAGAAAAGGGCACUUAUAGAAGAACAACAGACAUGAAUCACGACUCAGAAGGUACAGAAUACAACCUGCAUCCCAACUGCAAAGACGGCCUCUAUUACUGGGGCGUACAACAUCUACUCUCCUUCAUCAAGCCCGUCUCAGAUUGGGGAGUUGAGUUCUACAGCGGGACCGACCUCAACAAAGAUGAGUGUGUUGGUGUCUAUUCUUUUCAUCCUGAUGUUCUUAACUUCCUUCCUGGUGGGCUGACAGUAACUAAAGGCCCAGCCUUUGGCGUUUGGGAGAAUAUUAAAACUGUAACUAAUGACAGCAAUACACCAGUGACAUGGCGAAAGAAAGUCAAUAAAAAGGUUGGUUACAAUAAGGAGAAGAUGACCCAGAUCACACACAACUGGAAGAUAUCCUCGUCAGUCACAUGUCAAUCUGCAGAGCUUGCAGCGUUAAUCGCGAAGGUUCAGUUCACCUUUUCUGCAGAAUAUGUAGAUUCACACGUCAGCACUGAAAAGCAAAGCUGGAACGAAGCGACUGAGGAAGAAGAACAACUCUCAUUUGAGCUGAAGCCAAACAAGUCUGUCUAUCUGUGGCAGUACAAACUGGGUCUCGGUGAAGAACCAGUGCUGUUCUGCCGUGAUUUAAAGAUUACAGAUGAUCCAAACCCUCCGACUGGAGUCCCGCUGCCGCCCGUUAAAUCAUGAAAACAUAUCAGUUUAACUCCAAGAAUAAUCAAGUGCUUCACUUAAAUACUGUACUGUACCUUCAUUAUAACUUUUCAAGCAAUCAUUUAUAUAUCUGCAAACAUUGCUUUUUUGUUUAAUAAUGAGUUGCAGUCAAUGUAAUUACAAAUUACAUCACUAUCCAUUGUGGUAUUAUUGAAACUUUGUUUUUAUGAUAAAAAGAAACUGACAUAAACCUACUUAAAUCUCAUGAAAUUCCUUCUUUAAAUCUCACACAUGUAACCCACUGCAAAUCUUUCAAUAUGGAGGCUUUAUCCAGCUUUGGUAAAGUUUUACUAGAAAAGAAAUGCAUGCUUAGUCUAUAUCAUGUAGAUGUAGUCAUAGACAUUUUCGUAACAUUCUAGUCUAAAGUGUUUUAUUCACAAGUCAUAAAAAGCGCUGCAUUCUGUAAUCAUGCAUUUGGCUUAAUUAAAAGCUUUUUUCUUUUCACAUAUUUAUAGCCAUUUGGAUUUUGCUUUCAAUAUGCUAAAUUAGGGCUGAAUACUGCUUUUAAUGUAUAGGGGCUUUAUGUAGAACUCAGGAACACUUUCUUAUGCUUGUCAGACUGUACGAACAUGAUCCUCAAAGUGUAACUUUCUGUAAUUUUAGUGUACCAUAAUGGAACAAUAUGUAAAGUUUGGGGAAUAAAGGGGUAACAACCAGGAGAAUUAACACAUUUUUUAUACUGUAAGUAUUUUAGAACUAAGGGGUUCUUAUUUUACUAUUUUGAUACAACAAUCAAACAUUUGGACUGGAAGCAAUUUAGCGACAGCAUACACUGCGUACCUUUUUGUAAUAAUGGUGUACCAAUACUGCAUAGGAUUUUUAAAAAUUACAGGGUACAUGUACGUAUUUUUUAUAGCAAAAGUUUAGAUGUCUGGUAUACAUGUUUCGAGGCAAGUAAAGUUAAAACUAUUAAAAAUAAAAUAAAUACUGGGAAAUAGUCUUGUUCCUGUUACUGUUUGACUCUUUGUUUCCCCUUUUUCUUAGUGUUUUGGUUUAGUCCCAUUCAGUUUUCCCGCUCCUCGUUUGUCGUCAGUUUAUUCACCUGUGUUUAGUUAAUUAGCGUCAUCCAUGUCUUCUAUUCAUCAUUGUCUUCAGUUUCUGUAUUUAAUUUCCCUCUGUUCAGUUUUGUGCGUGAUCUUUCUGCCAGCCUGCCUGAACCUGUUUAUUAUUUUCAUUUUUUGAGUAAAUCUUGGAAUUGGAGCUUUUGCCUCAGCCUGCUUUCUACCUGCCCACACCCGUGACAGUUCCAUGUUACAGGGUAAGUCAAAUAAAAAUACAUACACAAUCUAAUAUCACUGACUCGGAAAACUUUAUUUGAAAAACAACUUAUUACAGUUGAUCUGAAGUGAUUUGUUUUGUAGUUUGUAAAUUACAAUACAAAUAUUGUAAUUUUUCUUACAGACACCUAUCUUUCCCUUCAGAAGACAUUGAUCCACCCAUUCGUGGUCGUUUGGAUUACUACAGUUAUUGCAGUAUGUGCUGAUUGAUGCUC
Molecule: messenger RNA, 2873 nt
Organism: Pimephales promelas (fathead minnow)
Lineage: Eukaryota; Metazoa; Chordata; Actinopteri; Cypriniformes; Leuciscidae
Source: RefSeq, a predicted model, not a curated record